CUCCCAAAACUAAACAUCGCAUAUUAAUACUGCAGUAUUUAGAAUCAAAAACAAGCUAAGAGACUGCAGGGCAGUUGGGGGCCGCGCAGAAAUCGAAAUCCAGCUAUAAUUUACGGCCUGUCUGUGUGUGUGCGCUGUUUUCUCCCAUACAAUUUCGCUGAGGCAGCAGCUGUAAUUCUUUGCAAUUAGCAACAAAACAGUAGCAACAACGGAGAUCGCACUGCCCAGCUCCGACGGCGACGGCGACGGCAACACUGACAUCAACAAAGCAAGCCCCAGCGGGACGCGACGCGAGCCGUACUGGACUGCAUGCACGGCGGAACAGUAAACAGAUCCGAAGAAGCCCCCUGACGAGUCCCAUUACUCGAGCACUGGAGUGGGCAGCUCUGCUGUCGGCUGUAGGAGGAGGUUUCAUUUCAGGAAAUUCCAAUACUCUAAAAAUUAAAUAGACAGCAUGACUUCGUCGUCCGCGCCUGGCCGUAAACAGCCCACAGCCGUGUCGCGCAUGAAGCAGGACUAUAUGCGCCUGAAGCGCGAUCCCUUGCCGUACAUCACAGCCGAGCCGCUGCCCAACAACAUACUGGAGUGGCAUUACUGCGUGAAGGGGCCUGAGGACUCGCCCUACUAUGGCGGCUACUACCACGGAACACUGUUGUUUCCACGCGAGUUCCCCUUCAAGCCGCCAUCUAUCUACAUGACGACCCCAAACGGACGCUUCAAGACCAACACUCGACUGUGCUUGAGCAUAUCAGACUUUCAUCCGGACACCUGGAACCCCACUUGGUGUGUGGGCACCAUUCUGACGGGUCUGUUAAGCUUCAUGCUGGAAAGCACUCCAACUUUGGGUUCCAUUGAGUCAUCGAACUACGACAAGCAAGUGUUUGCUCAAAAGUCGCUAGCAUUUAACCUCCGCAACACAAAUUUCUGUGAGCUCUUUCCCGACAUUGUCGAGGAGAUAAAGCAGCGGCUACAGGGCACCCAGGCGGCAUCAGCGGGUGGUGCUGCCACCGCAUCCACAUCGGACGCAUCGAAGCGCGCCAAUGGCAUGGCCAACGGAGGAGCUGCGCUCGCCAAUCCAAACCAGCCAGCCAACGCGGCCUACUUUCAGGAUGGCGCGAACGGCAUCGAUGGCGCUGAUGCUCUUGCCAGGGAGGUGGCCAAUAGUGUAGCGCCAUUGCUGGACAGCCCGCGCAAUUCCUAUCUAAAUUGGCAGUCUGUCUAUUCGAACCUGGUGAUCGUCAUCUGCUUUGCGAUAUUUGCCCUUAUUGUUAAUUACGUGAUCAAAAACCUGAAUCAGGAAUAGAAUUAACUACUAUA
Drosophila persimilis is the source of this 1317-nucleotide messenger RNA. Its product is annotated as ubiquitin-conjugating enzyme E2 J2. The transcript has 4 exons. NCBI's taxonomy places the organism in Eukaryota, Metazoa, Arthropoda, Insecta, Diptera, Drosophilidae. The record is from RefSeq and is a predicted model, not a curated record. The coding region runs from base 455 to 1303 and encodes 282 amino acids.